GUGUGUGGCCCCAGAGUCCCCCAGAGCUGCGGGGAGAACGUUCACCUGAGGGGUUUCUGCGCCGUGCUGGGCCCCGACCUGCGGCAGCUCCGGCGCCUCCCCGACGCCCUCCCAGGGUGCUCCAAGCGCUCCCACGACAUCGUGUUCCUGGUGGACGGCUCGGGCAGCAUCGCCCCCGGCGACUUCGGCACCAUGAAGGGCUUCGUGGCCGAGGUCAUGCGGCGCUUCCGCGGCACCGACACCCUGGUGAGGCCCCCCCCCCGUCCACCGGGGGGCUGGGGGGGUCAAAUGGGGGGUCAGCAAUGA
Empidonax traillii (willow flycatcher) is the source of this 306-nucleotide messenger RNA. Its product is annotated as integrin alpha-D-like. The annotation marks the transcript as partial. The transcript has 2 exons. The record is from RefSeq and is a predicted model, not a curated record. NCBI's taxonomy places the organism in Eukaryota, Metazoa, Chordata, Aves, Passeriformes, Tyrannidae.